This is a messenger RNA of Morus notabilis, 776 nucleotides long. RefSeq names its product zinc finger protein 593. Lineage: Eukaryota; Viridiplantae; Streptophyta; Magnoliopsida; Rosales; Moraceae. The coding region runs from base 182 to 541 and encodes 119 amino acids. Gene Ontology annotation, molecular function: zinc ion binding; nucleic acid binding. The transcript has 4 exons. The record is from RefSeq and is a predicted model, not a curated record.
AAUGCGAAAGAUGUUUAUUCAUAAAAGAAGGUUAUUUUACCAAAUUCACUUUAUUAAAUUAUCCACCCUGACAAAUUUCUCCUUUCUUCCUCCUCUGUCGAUUUCAUCGUUAGAAUAAAGAAAAAAACCCUAAUUUCAGCUCAGAGAAGCCGAACCAGAGAGAAGAGGGGCAAACAAGAAAAUGGGAGGAAAAUGCCCUCACAGACGCGUCAAGAAGAGAAGGUACUCUCACAAGACCGCGCGCCGCACCAAGUUUCUCGUCAAAGGCGAUGACAUGGUAUACGAUGAGCUGAAGAAGCCGGACGAGGUGAAGAAGCCGUUGCCUGUUGACGAGGACCUCCCGGGGAUGGGCCAGUAUUACUGCGUACACUGCGACCGAUACUUCGCUAAUGUGACCGUUAGAGAUGAGCAUUUCAAAACAAAGCGUCACAAGAAGCGUUUGAAACUGAUGAUGGGACCGGCACCGCACACCCAACUCGACGCCGACUUAGCAGGUGGAAUGGGAAUGCCAGAUAAUGGCCCGAAGCUUAUGUCCAUGUGAAGCCGCGAACAACCUGUUUUUGUUUCUUUCUUUUAUCUGUUUAGAACUUUAGAAGAUGAGGGAUACAAGGCUGAUCCUUAAACAGAAAAUGCUACCUUGUAGUAGUGAGAGAGUUGCCUUUCUAUAAAGUUUUUAGUUUCUAAAAAAAAAAAAAAUGUGCUAGUGGUAAAUCAAUUUUGUUCUUUGUAUUCUUAUGAUUUAUUAUUUCCUAAUCAAUUAAAUCAUCUUUUGUUUA